UCUACAAAGCUUUCUCCUGAAAAUCUUUGCUUCCCAGUCGUGUCAACCUUCUGGGAGAAGUGGCUGCCUUCCUUUGCCUGAAACAGUGAGCAGAUAACCACUUCCUUUUAGCUGCCAAUUGUCGGCUGUAGAAAAAGGCCAGAACUAAAGUGAUAACAUGGCUGUGAUUCAAACAGGAACAUUCCGGAUGGUCUCUGAGGAGGAACAGGCUUUGCGUACCAAACUUGAGCAUCUUACCACGAACGAUCAUGGGCCUGUGUUUGGGAAAUGUGAGACACUGCCCCUCCACACACAGCAGAAGGCGAAAGAUGAACUGAAUGAGACAGAGGAGAAACGAGUGAUAUGUGUGAAAGAGCUUCAGAAACAUGUCCUCGAUUCUGCUGACACUGGAGAGGAGAUUUGCAAAACUGUGCUUGAAAAGACAAAAGACAAAGAUGACUCUUUCUUCCUACGAUUUGUUAGAGCAAGAAAGUAUGAUGUGAAAAGGGCAUAUGAUCUUCUCAAAGGCUACGUGCGCUUUCGGGAGCAAUAUCCUGAGCUCUUUGAAAAUCUAACACUUGAAGCUGUACGUAGCACCAUCGAGGCAGGUUACCCAGGCAUUCUUCCGAAUCGAGACAAGUAUGGACGUGUUGUGCUGCUCUUUAACAUCGAGAACUGGGAUUACGAGGAAAUCACUUUCGAUGAGAUCCUUCGAGCUUACUGUGUCAUCCUGGAGAAGCUUCUGGAGAACGAGGAGACGCAGAUUAAUGGCUUUUGCAUCAUUGAAAACUUUAGGGGAUUUACAAUGCAACAAGCAUCUGGCAUCAAAGCCUCAGAGCUGAAGAAAAUGGUAGACAUGCUUCAGGACUCUUUCCCUGCCCGGUUCAAAGCUGUGUAUUUCAUCCAUCAGCCUUGGUAUUUCACCACAACCUACAGCAUGGUCAAGCCUUUUUUGAAAAACAAACUUCUGGAGAGGGUUUAUAUCUAUGGUGAGGAACUGGAAGCCUUUUUCAAAGAGAUCGAUGCUGAUAUUCUCCCAGAAGAUUUUGGAGGUAAUCAACCCAAAUAUGACGGCAAAACGGUGGCUAAUGAAAUCCUUGGUCCGAGUACUGAGUCAGAAGAUACAGCCCUUUAGUUACACAUACAUAGGGUUGAAGAAAGCCUCAGAUAGCGAGGGCACAGUCUACUUAUCAUGUUAUACUUUAACGUUUUUUUAAGUUGUCUACUUAAAACAUUGCACAAAACAGACUGAAUUUUCUCCAUGAUUCUUUUAUGUAAUUUUUUUUGAUGGCAGGUCCAAGCCGCAACUAAACCAUUGCCUCUUUUCUUGUUCAAUGCAAAAUUAGCAAUAAAGGGUCUUUUUUUAAUGAAAA
Molecule: messenger RNA, 1352 nt
Organism: Chiloscyllium plagiosum (whitespotted bambooshark)
Lineage: Eukaryota; Metazoa; Chordata; Chondrichthyes; Orectolobiformes; Hemiscylliidae
Product: retinaldehyde-binding protein 1
Cellular component (GO): membrane
Molecular function (GO): phosphatidylinositol bisphosphate binding
Source: RefSeq, a predicted model, not a curated record